Messenger RNA from Rhododendron vialii, 1020 nucleotides. RefSeq lists its product as uncharacterized. The record is from RefSeq and is a predicted model, not a curated record. NCBI's taxonomy places the organism in Eukaryota, Viridiplantae, Streptophyta, Magnoliopsida, Ericales, Ericaceae. The transcript is spliced from 2 exons. The coding region runs from base 1 to 1020 and encodes 339 amino acids.
AUGGCAAGGGGGAACGAAGACAGGGCGGUCGGCGGCGGCGAAGGGACGGAUGUCAUCGGUCAGGAGGUCACCGUUGGUGCCACGGCGGUGGCAGCUGGGGGGAAUGGCGGUGGCGCAGGGGCGGAGCCCAGCGGCGGGGACGCCACGGUCGGUGCCACAGUGGCGGCGGCUGCUGGUGACCCUGGGGUCGCCGGAGGGAGUCCAGUGGCGGUCGCUGCCGGUGAGGGUGCAGAGGUGGCAGCAGUGGAGGGCUCCGUCAGCGGGGACGGAGGUUCGGGCAGUGGAGUCGGGGGUUCGGGCAGGCCUCUUACCCCUAUCGUGGAGGAGUUGUUUGCGGCUGCCGAGCGGGCGAGCGACGGGGGGAUAGCCGACCUCGGUGGUGAGGAGGUAGUUGUCGGACAGUUCAGCGAGACGCUGGUGCUGAGGACGGCGACGGUGUUGGAGCCGAGGAGUGGGGAUAGCGGGAUCGGGUCCUCACGCCCUGUUCCCUUCGCGGACGGGGACUUCCUAGAGGACGUGGAGCCCCGGGAUGUCUUGGACGCGCUUGGUCUCGACUCUGUGGUUGCAGCGGUGCUGAAGGACGCUAGCACGCCUGAGGACCGGGCUUCGGCGUCGCUUUUAGGGGCUUUACUGAGCGGAGCGGGCUCGGGCGCCCAGAAGGUGGUUGUACCGGAGGCGGAGGCAUUGGGAGGGGAUAGGGUGGCUGCCGAGGUGGCUGCUGAAGUACGGGUUACCGCGGUAAACGAGGCGAAAGCCUACUUGGAGGGGCGGGGAGGCUACCUGGCGAGGGAGGGGCCCGAGUUCACUCCGGCUACGUAUGCUCCUCGACUACACUUCUUUGAGCCUGUGGGGAUGACGGCUUACGUCCCCGGCUACGCUGACUACCCUAAGGAGAUGCUCCUCCGGGACCGAGCUUCACACAUCUCCUCUGGCUGGGUCACGCGCACGAUGGACGUGUACGGCCACGGGGGCUCAGCCAGCUCACUGGCGCACUUCAGGGCCUUGCCUGAGAGGGUGUGA